This is a messenger RNA of Durio zibethinus, 922 nucleotides long. RefSeq names its product metalloendoproteinase 1-like. The record is from RefSeq and is a predicted model, not a curated record. Gene Ontology annotation, molecular function: metalloendopeptidase activity; zinc ion binding. Lineage: Eukaryota; Viridiplantae; Streptophyta; Magnoliopsida; Malvales; Malvaceae. Gene Ontology annotation, biological process: extracellular matrix organization; proteolysis; collagen catabolic process. Gene Ontology annotation, cellular component: extracellular matrix.
CUUCUAUUCAUUCUAUCAAAAGCAAUGGCCCCUAAGCUUUCUCAUCAUCUAAUUUCAUAUGCUUUCUUUCUUCUCCCCCUCCUAGUUCAAGUUUCAGUGGUCAAGUCUGAAUCCCAAUUUUCCAAAUCCCUUCAUUUUUUACAGGGAGCUCAAAUAGGUCAUGCAUUCAAAGGGCUCAAUCAGGUCAAGCAAUACUUCAACGCCUUUGGCUAUUACCCCAGUGGCAUCAAUCUCACCGAUGAUUUUGAUGAUUUGUUAGAAUCUGCCCUGAAAAUUUACCAAAAACAAUACCGUCUCGAGGUAACAGGGAAACUCGACUCUGAUACCAUCGAAAAUAUGUUGAUCCCAAGAUGUGGCGUCCAAGAUGUUUUCAAUAAACCAAACGAUCUUGUCGAGUUUGACAUGGUUGCAAACUAUACUUUUUUCAAUGGGAUGCCUAGAUGGAACACUCGUCAACUCACCUACACGUUCCGUUCUAGUGCACAAGUGAUUAGUGUUCAACAAUUGAGGCCUAUCAUUGCCAGGGCAUUCCAGAGAUGGGCAGCUGUUUCCGGAUUUACAUUCCAGGAGGCUCCUCUAUUCACCCAAGCCGAUAUCGUAAUUGGAUUUCACCGACUUUUUCAUUGGGACGGCUACCCAUUUGAUGGCCCUGGAAACGUUCUGGCUCAUGCUUUUGCUCCACAAGAUGGGAGGCUUCAUUAUGAUGCAGACGAGAAUUGGAGUACUACUAAUCUUACUACAAUAAACCAAAUCGACUUGGAAUCCGUAGCUGUUCAUGAAAUAGGACACAUACUAGGCCUUGGACAUAGUCAGGAUCCAAGGGCGAUUAUGUUUGCAUAUUACAUGCCAGGAACCAUCAAAAGGAAUCUAGGCCAAGAUGAUAUUGAUGGCAUACGAGCAUUAUACUUAGGCUAGUAAUAAA